Chroicocephalus ridibundus (black-headed gull) is the source of this 2313-nucleotide messenger RNA. RefSeq lists its product as uncharacterized. Lineage: Eukaryota; Metazoa; Chordata; Aves; Charadriiformes; Laridae. The transcript has 2 exons. Bases 595 to 2313 code for a protein of 572 amino acids. The record is from RefSeq and is a predicted model, not a curated record.
ACGUGUCCCGAGUUGGUCAGUGCUCUGCCGGCAACACGGUGCCACUCAGAGCCCACGGGCAACGUGCCGGGGAAAACUAAUUAAGCCGGCCUUGCCAAUUAGUGCAACUGAAUGGCUCAGGACUUUCUAAUUAGUUUAAAUUUCACAAGACUGUUUUCCAAACGAGUCUCCGGGAGCCGCUCUCAGCCCAGCGACCCGAGGACGGCCGCCGGGUCGUCUCUUGCAGCCAGGACAUGACCUUCUCCGCUCUGCCAUCUGGAUCCGACCCCGUGCAGGACCCAAAGUGCUGCAGGGCAUCGGUUGUGCCUGGCCAGAGCCACUGCCACCCACAGCCUGAGAACGAGCAACUCGUGACACCAAAUGGGGAACUCCUUGUCAGACAGCUCUGGGGGCCCAGCACCCCCCGGCUCUUUCCUGCUCGCGUCAGGCUGAGCUUGCCCGCUGCAGCGGCUCCACCCGGGCAGGCGUUACUUCCAAACCCAGGAAUGGAAAACGACCCGAAGCUGCAGCAAAACUGAAUAUUUAUCCGCGUUUUUCUCCCCGCCCUGAGGGGCUGCGCUGGGUGUCUCGGAUCACUGCAAAAACCCCCCUGGGAUGCUGCGUGCCCCGGCGCGUGAGCCGGGAGAUGUGGUUAGAAACCAUCUUCUCCUUCUGCCGCGCAAGAAACAACGCCGGCGAUGGCAGGAAAUCUUUUCUUUCUGCAGUUUGAAGGUUUUCGGACGGCUGCUCUCCGGGCUGGCAGCCCCGGGGGCAGCUCAGCCUCUGGCAGGGCCGAAGCUUUCCAGGCUUUGGCAGCAGCCUGGCGUGGCAGAGCCCCAGCUAUUGCCUUUUUUAAUUUUUUUUUUUUUCAACCAAAACCCUAGAAUACCGACUAAAAAAAAAAAAAGUCAUAACCCAAGAGCGUUGGGAGCCAGGCGGCCGCCUCCUCCCUGUGUUUCCCCGGCUAUCGGGAGAUCUGGCAGGAAAGGACGCGGUGCCCUUAUCGGCGCACACACAUUCCCUGCCCUCUUGGCAGCCGGGACGCCCAGAGGUUUGCGCCGUAAACAUAUUUUGCUCGAGCAGGCGGCCGGGGUUGAGCUAAGGAUAACCGGCUCGGCAGGAACCACAGAACCCCCCGCCCCCCCAAACAAUCCCAUUUUUUGCAUCAAACCCCGACCCGUGAACGCAGGGCUAGGACUGAUCCCGGAGCAAGCGACCAGCAACGAAUACGAGACCAAAAGCAAUUUCUUCCCCCCUCUGAGAUCUGCUCCCCCCGCUGUUUACCAACUCUUUGCAAGCAGAUUGACUCUCCCUCAUUUUUUCACACACAAAACCGCCGGGAAAGCGGAGGGAACCGGCUCGGGGCCCCCCGGGACCAUCCGGCAGCGCCCUCCCUGCCGGCACUGCCCGCCACAGCCACCUCCAACCGGCUGGGACCCCCCGGCUAUCGCCGCCUCCAUCGCCGGCCGGGAUACGGGGGCAUUUACACAGCUGCUCAGCAGGAAAAUCCAUCUCCCUGCUCUACAUAAACCCUGGCUUUUAAAAGUAAUUGGGUGCAGGCUUGCUAAUGAGGUCACUGGAUGGGGAGGGGGUUUAAUUGGAAGCUCCUGGCGAUGCUGGGCAUGCCUAGAGCUGCUUUGGAUCCUUCUUCUCCUCCCCCAAACUGGGUUUGCCCUGAGGGGUUUUUUUUUUGUUGAAAUCAGCUCCAAAUUGCUGCUGCUUGUUGGGGGGAAAGAAAAAAGGCGCACAACCCCGUUUCUGGAGACUUUGGGAUUGGGGAGUGGGAGGAGGGAUGGGAGCGGUGGGGUUUGCCAGGGUUGCCCCAUCGCAGGAGCUGCCCUGGGAGGGGGACCGAGGCGGCAGGGGACAAGGAGCAGCGGGGGUGAUGGCCCUUUGCCUCUUGGCUGGGGACGGCUGUGUCCCCACCGGCACCCAGUGGCAGUGCUGCUUCCCUCCUCCCUGGUGCCAAACGCCCUGCGCGAGCGAGGUUUCAGCGCGGGGAGAUGCAGUGGUCAGGGCACGGGGUGCCACCGUGCCACGUCCCCUGAGAUGUGGCAGGGGACAGGCGCCCCGCGCCGGACGGGGGUUUCUGCACGACGUGUGGAGCGGCUCCCGGGAGCGACGGCAAACGCAGCGGGGUGGGACCGGCGCUGGGUGCAAAGUCCCAUGGCGCCGUGUCCCCAGCACGGCCCUGUCACCCACACAUCCCCGCCCAUCCCUGCGUGCCGGCGUGGGAGCCGUACCGCGUCCCCAACCAGCCCAGCGCCAUCCCCACGCGCCCUGUUUGUGUACCAACACGUCACGCGACCGCUCGUGACGGGGGGGACUUUUUAG